Molecule: messenger RNA, 2232 nt
Organism: Saccharomycodes ludwigii
Lineage: Eukaryota; Fungi; Ascomycota; Saccharomycetes; Saccharomycodales; Saccharomycodaceae
Gene: TEL2
Product: Tel2p
Exons: 1
Coding region: 1-2232 (743 amino acids)
Biological process (GO): telomere maintenance via telomerase; protein stabilization
Cellular component (GO): cytosol
Molecular function (GO): Hsp90 protein binding; telomeric repeat DNA binding
Source: RefSeq, a predicted model, not a curated record
AUGAAAUAUAAUUUAAAAAAUGGGCCCUCCUCAAAAGAAUUUCUCGAGUUUAUUGAAGAAACAUUGAGAAAUAUAAAAAAAACUGAAAUCCAAAGAGUAUCAACAAGUGACGAAGAUGUUUUGAUUAUAAUUAAAUAUGUUAUACCUCAUACUGCAUCUUUACCCCAUAAAUACAAAAUGUACUUGGUUGAAAUCUUUAGUUUACCAAAAAAAGUACAAUAUCUUUCACAGUUGCUGGAAUAUACUAAGGCUUUAGACACCAAUGCUAUUAUUCAAGAAAAUAGGAAAACAUCAGAUGCCAACGUGUCUGAUAUUUAUAAAAAAUUUUUGCUUUUUUUUUUACAAAGAGGACAAUAUCUAUCACAAGUGUUGACGGAAAAUUUUCUUUGUGUUAAAAAAGAUGGUAAGUCCCCAUUUGGUAAUAGUAAGAAUAACUUUAAUAAGUUUGAAAUUAAAAUCUUCCAAAGUUUAUAUUUUGGUAGCAAAUUUUAUAAUCUAUUAAGUAAGAUGAUUACUAUUGAUGAUUAUUUGAAGAUCUUAUUAAAAUCAUUCCAAAAAUUAGAUUACACUUUAGGUUCUGGUUCCAAAUAUCUAGGUGAAUUUUUUUGUGAUGCUAUUAAGUUAAACCCAGUUCAUGCCAUGGAUAUUUUUUUUGAGCAUUGGAUUUUUCUAAAAGCGGAGACAUUUGACAAUAUAUUUUUGGACAUUUUUUAUAAGAACUGUGAUAUAUUGCAUAAAAAAAUUUUAUUCAAAUAUAUUAUAAAAUAUUUGAAUAAGUUAAAUGUGCAACUCUACAGUGAUGAUUACCAUGGGAAUAUACCGAAUGUUAUUGCAUAUAUUAUACACAAAUUGAAUCCUGAAUACGGAGAAUUUUCUGCUAUGAUCAAUACAGAUGUAAAUAUUUUAAUUCAGUAUGUUUAUAUUAGAGUACUACCGCCAGUUUGGUUGAAAAGAUUAAUAAACUAUCUAUUUACUCAGUGGAAUAAUAAUGUGGAGAAAAAAAAUGAUAAGGAUUUUAAUGAGGAGUAUGAUAUACGGGUAAGCAAAUUAUUGAUUGUUGCGUUGAAAUGUUUAAAUAACGAUCAAAUAUCUAAUGAAAUAUCAGUAUUGCCUAUCUUCUUAAAUACUGUAACUCAUAGAUUGGAACAUUACCAUAAGGGGGUCAUAGAAAGGACAAUGUGUGUGGCAAAAUUGUGCACGAUGAAUCUUUUGGAAUAUAAGAGUGAUUUUAUACUUGAUGUACCUUCAUAUGAAAUAGAUUUUGGGUUCUGCUCUAAGGAUGCUGUAUGUGACAUUGAUUUUGAACAGCUUUAUGAAACUAAAAAUAUUGACAUUAGAGAAAAUAGUAUAGGCAAUAAUCUAGAAAAAAAAUUUCAGAACAUGGAAAUUACACGUGUGAAUAGAGAAAGGGCCAUUAUUGUAGAUAGUGAUGAUGAGGAUGAGGAUGAGGAUGAAUUGCAGGAUAUUGUUUUUGUCAAGGACCUAUUGGGGUACUUUUUGGAACAUAUUAAAGAUGGAUAUGUUAUAGAAAAACUUUUGCGGAAAUCCACUGAAUUAAUUCGAUCUAAAAGAAAUUUUGUUGGCGAAGUGAAUUACUACGCAGAUGAAUUAUUAGAAACAUUAGUUAAACUGACUAAUGAAUUGGAAAUAAAAAACUUUGAACAAUUGAGAGUAAAUGCUAUAAUAUCAGUUAUAGACGUUGUUCCGGAUAAAAUUUUAAAGUUGAAUGAGAUCUUAUUAACAGAACAAGAGUUAUCAUUACAGCAGAGAAUGUCUAUUUUAACAGCAAUUGGACUAUCUGCGAUGGAACUAAGUGGUGUUAAUGCACAGAAUAUGGUAGAAAAUAAAAAAGCGCAAGGGGAUCUGAUUGUAAAUAAUGAUGAUUGUGUUGGUGAUAAUGAUGUUGUUAGCCUCGAUAAUAAUAAUAUAAUUAGGGGAGAAGGAAAAGUUAUAUGGAAAUCCAAAAAGUUAGAAACGGUAAAUGGUAAAAGAGCUGUGGUGAAAAACAGAUUCCUUACCAGGACUAAUAAAUUUUUCCAACCCCUAGCUAAUGGGUGGUUAAAUGGGAUAGAUAUGGGUACAUUUGAUGUGAUAUUUAAGUUGCAAUAUUUGGAGACGCUAAGAAUAAUAGUAUCGUUGUCUACGGGCAGUAGUGGAUAUGAAGAUAUUAAAGAGAUGAUGAUUAUUAUAAUGGAAGAUGCUGUUAGACAAAAAUUGCCAGUGACAUUUUAG